This is a messenger RNA of Ilex paraguariensis (yerba mate), 765 nucleotides long. The record is from the annotation of a GenBank genome assembly. Lineage: Eukaryota; Viridiplantae; Streptophyta; Magnoliopsida; Aquifoliales; Aquifoliaceae.
AUGGAAAAAAUCUAUGCAUUUGAAGUCGGCUCUCCUGCUACCGGUUCUACAUGCUCAUCCAUGAUUUAUGGUUUGGCUGAUGCCACCAUAUCAAGGCUCAAAAUUACGGAUCAUACGGAGGAGAAUGCUGAAUCCACACUUUUAAUUACUGCAGACACAGUAGUGGUUUAUGAUGGGACAAUCAGAGAAAAACCAUCCAGCAAGGAAGAAGCACGCCAGUUUAUCAAAGUUGUGGGAUCUGUAAUAGUGAGCAACCUUACAACGGGUGGCAGAAAAGGAGGAUGGGACAAGGCAGAGGUCUAUUUCCACGAUAUUCCAGAUGAGGUCAUUGAUAGCCUGGUUGAGGAGGAAAUUAUGCUCAAUGUCGCUGGGGAUUUGAUGCUUGAACAUCCGCUGACAUUGCCCUUCGUUGACACUGUGGUAGGAACUGCUGGUAGUGUUAUGGGACUUCCUAAAGCUCUCACGGAGAAUCUGAUUCAGGAAGCCCUCUAGCUGCUGUAGUUGCACUAGUACUGUAUUGGUGCCACAUACAUAUACUGCAGUUUAGUCUAUAAGCUCCUGAAUACUUUUGCAUUUGGGGUUUGCGGUCUUGGCUCAAAUUUUGCCUCUCUGCCACUUAUCAAAUAUACCCGCAUUACUUCAAUUUACUACGUAUUCCGCCCUCACUUUAUUGUUUAUAUAUGUGAUAGAUAUGAACCAAUACAAUAUGAUUAUAUCAAGGGUUCAAGUGAAAAUCUAUAACAAUAAGACACAUGCAUUUUUGAA